AUGGCUUCAGCUGCAACAGCGCCACAGCCCGAUGUUGAACUCUCCAUACCGCCUCUCUUCACUACUGAACCUCUCAUCCGCGAUAGCCUACCCACAGAGUCAUCGCGUGUCCAGGAUGCAACGAUAGACGAAGUCCUACCUUUUCUUCAAGGCGAAGAAUUCGACUGCUGCAACUCCCACGGCGUGCCCCAUCUGGACCGUCGCCUCCAUGUAAAGUUUCUGCAUAAGCAGCUGGGAAAGCUGCCCGCCGCUUUCACACCCGCUGACCCCAGUCGGCCCUGGUUCUUCUACUGGUGUCUGUCUGCUCUUGUUCUCCUGGGAGAGGACGUCGUGGAGUACCGACAGAGACUUGUCGAUACCGUCCGGCCUAUGCAGAAUCAAGAUGGAGGCUUCGCUGGCGGAUUCGGACAUACCUCGCAUCUCGCCACCUCCUAUGCAACCGUUCUGUCGCUGGCCCUUGUUGGCGGUGAAGACGCCUACGAGGUCAUCGACCGUCGAGCAAUGUGGAGAUGGCUAUGCUCACUCAAGCAGCCCGAUGGAGGGUUCCAGAUGGCACUCGGCGGCGAAGAGGACGUCAGGGGGGCUUACUGCGCGGCCGUCAUCAUAUCGUUACUCAAUCUACCUCUUGAGCUAUCACAGGACUCUCCUGCACGAUCCGCUGGCCACACUGGCCUGUUCACUGGGCUUGCAGACUAUGUACACCAAUCAACGACUCCGUCUCUGAUCAUUCACCGUAAAGGCCAAACGCACGAGGGAGGCGUGUCGGCAAAGCCGGGCAUCGAAGCACAUGGUGCAUAUGCUUUUUGCGCUCUCGGAUGCCUCUCGAUUCUUGAUUCUCCACAUCGUUCCAUCCCGAGGCAUCUCAAUGUUCCACUGCUUAUCUCUUGGCUGUCUUCGCGACAGUACGCCCCAGAGGGUGGUUUCUCAGGUCGCACCAAUAAGCUAGUUGACGGUUGCUACAGUCACUGGGUCGGAGGAUGCUGGCCCCUCAUCGAGGCUGCACUCAACGGACCCGGGUCCGGCCCUGGAGGGGAAGAGGCCAAUUCAGGCGGCCACGCGCUCCCUGCGGCCAAGGGUAGCCUUUUCAGCCGUGACGGCUUGAUCCGCUACAUCCUUUGUUGCUGUCAAGACCAGUCUAAGCGGGGUGGUCUGAGAGACAAACCGAGCAAGUUCUCUGACGCCUACCACACAUGCUAUGUACUUUCUGGCUUGAGCGCAGCGCAGCACAAGUGGAACUUGGAUGUUGCUCGACCUCACGAGGCUGAUGUGACAGGCGACUCGUGGUCUGUGACACCGUAUAUGGAUGGUGAACAGAUCUUUGAUGAGGAGGAUCGAGUUGCUACCGUGCAUCCGGUCUACGUUAUUCCGCAGCAUAAAGUGGAGGCCAUGCAGAGUUACUUUUCGUCCAAACAUGGCUUCUAG
This is a messenger RNA of Fusarium musae, 1422 nucleotides long. It is a transcript of the gene RAM1, whose product is annotated as CAAX farnesyltransferase (FTase) subunit beta. Gene Ontology annotation, molecular function: protein farnesyltransferase activity. Bases 1 to 1422 code for a protein of 473 amino acids. The transcript is spliced from 5 exons. Lineage: Eukaryota; Fungi; Ascomycota; Sordariomycetes; Hypocreales; Nectriaceae. Gene Ontology annotation, cellular component: protein farnesyltransferase complex. Gene Ontology annotation, biological process: protein farnesylation. The record is from RefSeq and is a predicted model, not a curated record.